CCUUAAUCGGAUUGAAAACUGUGAUGGAUUUUACCAUUGGUACUGUUGGCAAUAGUGCUUAAAAAAAUAAUUUUUUUAUAUAAAGGUUUUUCUUUUCUCUGCGUUUUUUUUAAUCUCAUUACAUUAGAUUGAAUACUUUAGGAUUUGUUGGUUUAUGUAGGUUGGAAUAUGGAUAUAGUCUGAUGUUAUUCGUUUUUGCUCCCAAAUAUAUUAUUCAUUAAUUUUGUAGGAGAUGAUGGAUGAAGGUGUUGGGUUAGAAGGAAGUGUUGAAUGGGCUGAGCAAGAGGGGAGCUUUAAUAGUUGGCUCGAUAAUGUGCUUGCUUCUGAUGAGAUUGAGAGUCCUCGCAUGGUUGAGGAAGAGAAUAGACCUCGAGAUAGGCCCAAAGAGCCAGAGUCAAAUUCCAAGAGGCAGAAGAUAGGUCCAUGCACUGACAAGACAGAGGAACCCAGUCCUCUGGGUUUGAUUUUACGCAUAACUCCAUCUUUCUUGGAUCUCAUUGAUAGGAAGCUAUCUCAAAAGAAGACCACUCCUCUUAAUGGACCAACUUCGGGUACUAGUAUAGAAAAACAACAGACCAGAAAUGAUGAAUAUAACAUCCAACCCACAUUAAUGAAAUGGAAGGCUUCAAAUUUUCCUGCAACAAAACUCAAGAUCGGCUGUUGGGAGAGGAAGUCAAGAAAUGAAGGUGAUAUUGUAGCUAAGUUUUACUAUGCUAGGCGAAAACUUGUUUGGGAGAUACAAGAAGAAAGAUUGAAAAAAAAGAUUGAGAUCCAAUGGACCGAUAUCUCAGCAACCAGAGCACGAUUCAUACGGGAUCAACCAGACAUUCUGGAAGUUGAGUUAAGGCAGCAGCCCAUGUUCUUUAAAGAGGUAAAUCCUCAGCCAAGAAAGCAUACUAAUUGGGAAGCUUGUUCUGAUUUUACCAGUGGGAAUGCAACCACAUACAGGAGGCACUAUCUUGAGUUUGCAGAAGGAACUUUGGAGAAACAUUAUGAAAGGCUUUUACGUUCUGAUCAUCGGCUACUUACGUUGAGUCAGAAAGUUUUUGGAAGCCAUGAUUCUCAGUUUUUUGAAACCGUUAAUAGCGACAUGCAAGAUAUGUGCAUGCUCACACCAAAAUUUCCACCUAUUUCAAAUCAACCAUCCAGCAACUGGUGUCCACCUCAUCUGAAUCAUAUUGACAAUCAAGGGAGUGCUCCUACUCACAUGUGGACCUUUGAAUCUCUUGAUCCAGCAGUUGGUGCCAACCAUCCACUUUCACUGCUGACACCAACACCCAGAGUUAUACAAAUGAAUUCGCCAAGUUCAGUCAUGGAGUGCCUACCAACUAUGAAUCAAGGUGCAAGUUCUUUGAAUCCAAUGACAUCCUACUUGGCAGACAACUUUGCACUUAACAAUGGCAACUCUGCAACAGAUUCUACCCUGAACAGAAUGACUCAGCUUUGCAAUCAAGACAUUCAAAGUUUGAGAAGGGUCGAUGACAUAAGCGAGCGCCAAAUCCAACAACUACCCUGGGACACCUGCGCGACUCCAGCUCCUAAUUUUCUUCCUGGGCGAGUCUCUGCUAAUACCUUAUUAACUCAUACAGCUGAAACAGAAAAUUUCCAUGUCCCGAGACAAGGUCAAUCACUCGAGGAGCAUUUAAUGAGCGAGUCAGAUGAUCUGGAUGCAUUUGCUGCUGAUGACUCUAGGCUUCUUUCUUCAGUAAAAUCUAUUGGGUCAGUCAUUUACUAAGAAGCACCACCAGAUUCACAACCGCAAUCCUCAAAUGAACUGGAUGAUGGUAACCAAAACACCGAUGGCACAAAGUCUCCAUUGGAAUCAAGGGACUCCAAGCAGUUAAUCCAUUCUAUGACUAAUUCCCAUGGCACCUACAAUUAAUCAUCAAACCUUCAUUAGGCUUGGCCAAGAAAAGAGUUCUCAUGGCAGAAUCCAGUAGUCUUCAUCAUCAACUUGCUGAACUGUUUCCUGGUUUGUUUCAAUUUCUUCUGCGUUUGUUUUUGUCGCAACAGAACAUUCAGACUGCCGUUAGUACUGUGCCAGUAGAAGCACCAAACAGGUUAUUCUACUGAUGCGUUUCUAUU
This is a messenger RNA of Phoenix dactylifera (date palm), 2085 nucleotides long. The record is from RefSeq and is a predicted model, not a curated record. Lineage: Eukaryota; Viridiplantae; Streptophyta; Magnoliopsida; Arecales; Arecaceae.